AUGUUUUAUGUACCUCAAAACAUUUCAAACAUAUCCAACAGAAUUAAUAAAUAUAAAAUAAAUUACUUAACAAGAUGUAGAAGUUAUAAUAAGAUAUUCUGUUUAAUACAUAAGUCGAUAAGUAGUUCUAAAAGAAAUCUAAACAACAUAAGAACAGUGGAUACAUUUACAGAUAAACAAAUAUAUGAUGAACAUGUUAAGUUGCUGAAAUGUGUUUUAAGACUUGAAAAAGAUUUUCUUUUUAUUUUAAAGAGUAAGAAAAAUAAAGAAUGUGUUAUAAAUUCUAAUAAUAUAUAUUAUAAUAAUAAUAUCAUAAAUUAUGAUGAUAGUAUAAAAUAUAAUGAUGAUGGUAGUAUAAAAUAUAAUGAUGAUGAUAAUAUAAAAUAUAAUGAUGAUGGUAGUAUAAAAUAUAAUGAUGAUGGUAGUAUAAAAUAUAAUGAUGAUGGUAGUAUAAAAUAUAAUGAUGAUGAUAGUAUAAAAUAUAAUGAUGAUGGUAGUAUAAAAUAUAAUGAUGAUGAUAAUGUUACUUCGUUAUCUUUAAAUUCUUCUUUCAAUUUACCUGAUCAUAAAAUUGUUUCCUCUUGUGGCGAUAACAUAAAUUUAAAUGUAUCAUCAGAGAGAAAUAUUUUAUAUGCUCAUAAGAAAAAACAAAAUGAUGAUCAUCCAGCUAUUCAGAAAUGUACCCCGCCUUUACUUAAUAAUAAUGAAAAGAACAUAAUAAAAAAUAAAAUUAUAUUAUAUAAUAAGAUAAAGAAAUUAAUAGAUAAAAAAUGUAAUAAUAUAAUGAGUAUAUUAUUGAAUAAAUCAUAUUUUACAGUAUUAUUAUCAUGUGUUGAUAUUAUAAGAAAUAAAGAUAUUUUUAAUAUAUAUUUGUUUAAAUGUUUAUAUCUUAAUAAUCAAUGGAUACAUGUAUUAAAUUAUAACAUGGUGGUAUCUCUAUUUUUAAACGUAUCUACAUUAUAUUGUGAAGAAGAAAAAAUAAAUGAAAAAAUAAAUAAAUUCCAUAAUACGUAUCAUAAGCGUCACCCGUAUCAUAUUUUAAUAUAUAACUUUUUAUGUAUAGAGAACAUUUGUAAUGUAUAUAAAAAUAUACUACAGGUUAUUAUUCCACUUCUUAUAAGAUGUGAUAAAAAAUUGGAGAGUACGCUUUCUUUUAAUGACAUGAUUAAAAUAACAAUUAUUUUUUUUAAAAUUCAUAGACGAAAUGCUCUUGUGGUUACCUACAGUAAUAUAGAGGAGUUGAUUAUACACAAGAGAAUAUCUUUUCUUAUUUAUAAAAUGAAUAGGGGAAAUAAAAAUAUCCAACAUGAUAAUAUAAAUAAUGAUAUGAAUGAUGUUAAAAAUUAUAUAUAUGGUAGAAAAAAAAAAAAUAAAUAUAUAUAUGGAAAUAAUAAUAAUAAUAAUAAUAAUAAUAAUAAUAAUAAUCGUUAUGAUGAUAAUAAAUAUACGAAUAAACCAAUUAAUACAAAUAUAUUAAAUAAAAUUUAUAUAAGAAAUGAACAUAUUGUUACAAAACAUGCUACUAGUACAGAUGAAACAAAGAAGGAAUUGUUCUUUUGUACAUUUAUGAAUAUGACUACAUUAUUAUAUGAAAUCAUCUUGUUUUAUAAAAACAUAUCAACAAAGAAUAUAAAAAUAAAUUAUGAAUAUAUAGAUGAUACAUGGAAUAAUAUAAUAACCAAUAUAAUAAUAUAUAUAAAAAAUAAUAUACAUAUGGAGAUAAUAAAAAAGGAAAAACAUUUACAAUCAAUUAUAUCUUUAUUAUAUAGUUUGACUGUAUUGAAUUCGAACAAAUUAUAUGAGAACAUAUUUUAUAUAUUUGAAAGGUCUGUCGAUAUUAUACAUGACCUUUUUAAGCAUAACAUGAGGAAAAUUAAUAUAAUGACUUUUGAUGGAUUGAAAAAUGAUUUGAAUGUUUCGUUUGUUAAUAUGUGUAAUGAUGGUAAUAAUUAUAAUAAUGUGCUCAAAUAUGAACAUCCCAAUGUGAAACAUAAAAAAUGUACCAAGGUAAAAUAUAAUAUGUAUAACAUGUUUCAUAGAAACAUAAAAUUUAAAUAUAAACAAAAUAUAGUACAUACUUAUUUGAAUAAAAUAGAUCCACUUCUUUAUAAUAAUUUUCUAUUUGUUUAUGUUCCUGAUUUAUUAUACUCACAAGAUAAUUGUACAGACAUGUUUACGUUAGAUGAAUUAACAAAGCUACUUUAUGCUCUUUCAUAUUAUCAGAAGGAAACAGAAAAACAAAAUAAAAAUAAUAAAAGAAAAGUAUAUCAUAUUAAAGAUAUUAUUAUAUCUUUAUUACCUUAUGUCAAUACUAUAGUUGAACGACAAAUAUUCAAAUUGCUUGUUAAUAAAAAUAAUAAUAUAUGUAGUAAAAUAAAAAAUAUAGAAACAUUUAAUUUAAAUAUGUAUAAUAACGUAGAUCCUGUUGUAUAUAAAAAUAAAUUUGCUAUGGGAAAAAUAGAAACAAAUAACUAUGAUAAGAAUACAUGUUCUAAAUUGGCACCUUAUAAAAAUUAUUAUAAUAUAUGUAAUGAUAACACAUAUGUGCCUCAUUCCUCUAUUUAUUGUAUUGAAAAAAAUUUAAGUCAUCUGUUAAAUAUUUAUUACCAACACAAAAUUGUAGAUAUUAAAAUGUUCUAUAUCUUAACCUUUUUAUUAGCUAUGCCGAAAAGAAAGUAUAUAGAUUUAAUUAUUUUUAGUAAUAUAAUAAAUGCUUUAUCUAAAAUGUAUUAUACAUAUGAAAUGUAUGUCGUCCUUUUUUAUUUUGUUAAUAAUGUAUGUAGAAUGAGAAUUAGUGAAUGUGUCUUAAGUAAAUAUUUUUUUAGAAACGGGUUGGUGUUAAAGACUGUUGAAGAGGAAGAAAAAGAGGAAGAGGAAGAGAAAGAGAAAGAGGAAGAGAAAGAGGAAGAGAAAGAGGAAGAGGAAGAGAAAGAGAAAGAGAAAGAGAAAGAGGAAGAGAAAGAGAUCCAAAAAGAGGUUAAAAAAGAGGUUAAAAAAGAGAUCCAAAAAGAGGUUAAAAAAGAGAACCAAUAUGAGGUUAAAAAAGAGGUUAAAAAAGAGGUUAAAAAAGAGAACCAAUAUGAGUUAAAGAAAGAACGUGGUGCUAAUAAAAUUCUUCCCUUUUAUAUUUGGAGAUCGUUUUUAAAAAAUAUACAAUUUAAUGUAAAAGAUCAACAUAUGUUAAACAGUUUAGUUCCUGUUAAUAUAAUAAAAAUAAUGAAUGGAUUAAUUUUUUACAAAAUUAUGGAUAAAAAAUUUAUAGAAAGCAUUAUGUCUAGAAUUGAGAAGGCAUAUGUAUGCAAGGGGUCAGAAGUGAAUUUCGCAAGGAAUGGAAAAAAUAAUUAUAGUAGUAAUAACGAAACAGAUGAAAGGAUAGAUGUGUAUAAUAAAACAUAUGAAAUAAAAAAAGAUAAAAAUAUGUGUAAAAAGAUUAGUAGUAAUGAUAAAUAUAUGUUUAAGAAAGAAAAAGAAAAAUUUAAUUUUAUUUGUCUUAAUACCCUUCUGAAUUACAUGAGUUAUACAAAUGAUAUCCAAUAUUAUAAUAUAAAAGUUCUUUUAAUGAAGAUGAUAAAAAAUAUUAUAAUUAAAGAAGAAAAAAAUAUAGAUGUUAGAUUGUUAUGUAGUAUAUUUAUAAGUUAUACAAGAUUGAACAUAUAUGACAAGAUAUUAUUUUAUGAUAUUUAUAAAAAAUUACAAACUCAAAAAUUAAAUUUUGGAAAUAUUAUAAGUAUCCUUUCCUAUAUGAAUAAAACGGCAAUAUAUGAUAAACAUAUUUUAUUUACAUGUUGUAAAGAUAUAUUUAACAAAAUAAAUGAUAAAAAUAUAAUACAAAAUAAUCAAUUAUCACAUUUAAUUCAUUUCUUAUUUAUAUUAACAUCUAUAUCUCAAUUAUUUUUAUUUAACAAAUUUCAUAUUGUUUUAUCAUAUAUAUUUAGGAUACUUUAUUAUAUUUAUGUUUAUAUAAAUAAUCAACUAAUAAUAACAAAAAAAAAAAAAAAAAAAAAAAAAAAAAAUCAAUCUUUUCAACAUGUUAAUAUUAUAAACAUUUCUUCAGUAAUAACAACACCAUUACCAAAGAACUUUAUUUCAAUGUUUGACAUAAGUUUAAAUAUUCUUUAUCACUUUUUUUUAUUAAUACCGUUACAUAAUCAUAAGAAUGUAAUCGAAUGUGUCAACAUAUCACACCUGAAUAUUCUUAAUUCCUUAUUAUCUUACAAAUAUAAGCACAAAUAUCACGUUACUCCAACACCCUCGGAUAUACAAAGAAGUGUACUAAACAUAUUAAACAAAAUGCUCCUUGGACAUAGAAAUAUAAAGGUAUCUUACGAGUAUAAAAUGCAUAACGUGCCUUAUCAAAUAGACAUUUUAAUAAUGAAAGGUGUUUAA
Messenger RNA from Plasmodium reichenowi, 4386 nucleotides. RefSeq lists its product as hypothetical. Gene Ontology annotation, biological process: regulation of double-strand break repair; chromatin organization. The coding region runs from base 1 to 4386 and encodes 1461 amino acids. The record is from RefSeq and is a predicted model, not a curated record. Gene Ontology annotation, cellular component: nucleus. The transcript has a single exon. Lineage: Eukaryota; Apicomplexa; Aconoidasida; Haemosporida; Plasmodiidae. Gene Ontology annotation, molecular function: DNA binding; histone binding.